Molecule: messenger RNA, 1795 nt
Organism: Pungitius pungitius (ninespine stickleback)
Lineage: Eukaryota; Metazoa; Chordata; Actinopteri; Perciformes; Gasterosteidae
Product: pyroglutamyl-peptidase 1-like
Exons: 5
Coding region: 351-1001 (216 amino acids)
Biological process (GO): proteolysis
Cellular component (GO): cytosol
Molecular function (GO): pyroglutamyl-peptidase activity
Source: RefSeq, a predicted model, not a curated record
ACAUGUCUGGAAUGCAUUUCUAUUGCAUUAAAACAGUUGAAUUUAAAAUCUUCUCCUGUCCUUUUCCCACAAACGUCUGGAUGUUGAAGAAAUACAAGAAUCUUCCUUUGUGGAUUUUUUGGUUCACUUCUUGGCCAGAGGCGUUACUGUAGGAUGAAGCGCUGUGGGCGAAUUGCAUGCCUACACAGUAGAUGGCAGUGUGAUCCAUCCAUCUUUGGUGUGUCACUUCCUUCAAGCCCUGAGCCAGAAGAAAACAGCAGCAAGCGCAGACAAUCCUGGGAUUCUUGUUUGGGGUAUUUGAUUCCCUUAUUAUCCGUCAAUGACAAUUGUUGUCAUAACAGCCAAGGAUAAUGGCCAAUAAGAAGAAAGUAAUAGUGACAGGUUUUGAGCCUUUUGGAAAGCAUGCAGUGAACUCCAGCUGGGUGGCAGUACAGGAACUGGAGCGUUUGGGCCUGGGUGAAGCAGUGGACCUUCAUGUGUGUGAGGUUCCUGUGGAGUACCAGGCUGUUCAGGGCCUGCUGCCAUCUCUGUGGCGAGAGCACCAGCCACAGCUGGUGGUCCAUGUUGGUGUUUCUGGGUUAGCCACCACUGUCACGCUGGAGCAGUGCGGCCACAACAACGGUUACAAACGCCUGGACAACUGCGGCUUCUGCCCAGCUUCCCAGUGCUGCAUGGACGGCGGCCCCGACUGCAUGCACUCGGUCCUGGACAUGGACGCGGUCUGCCAAAGGGUCAACGACUCCGGCCUCGGGGUCACUAUUUCUGUGUCUAAGGAUGCUGGAAGGUACCUGUGUGACUACACCUACUACACCUCUCUGUACUUGGGGCGGGGUCACUGUGCCUUCAUCCAUGUGCCUCCACUUGGAAAACCUUACAGCAGCCAGGACCUGGGCAGAGCUCUUCAGGCCGCUAUACAAGAGAUGCUGAAAUUGCUGGAACUGGAUCCCAAACACGACACGCACUGUAAUCACAAACAUCAACACCAGCAUGAGCACUUCUGAGUGCAGGGAGAGCCGACCAAAGAUAGUCAGUUAGCUCCAGAAAUGGACAGCAUGUUGCUCACGCUUGUUGUCAAAUGCAGGAGACUGAAUUGGGUGCUUUUAACUGUGUCAUCAAAGUUUUAGACCUUGUGUUGUAUCUCUACAAGUUUUGUCAUGUUAGAGGAGGGGUUUAUGUAAUAUCUAAUAGGCUGUAUCUGAAUAAUGUCACAAUUAAUAAGGUCGUAGUUGAAACUACAAGUUAUAUAAGGUGAAACAUCGAAAACAUCUAUGUCACAUCCUUUCGCUCGUCAGUCUGUACGCUCACUGUUUUUGAGUUUUUCAUUUUGAUCUAUGAUUUAUGCUGCCAUUCCCUUGCGUUGUUUAUUUGUACCAGAUAAUUGUAAUUACUUUGAAAUGACAGGAACAUGAAGACAUUUACAGAUUUACACUUAUAAAAUUGUGUUUGUCUCAGGGAAUAUGUUGCACACACAAUCAAUGUAAGAAAUUUGAUCUACUGAAUGUGUCUGUUCUUUGAAUGUACUGAUGCUAUACAAGAAAAAGCUAGCUCAAAGCUGUCUAUAAUUAAAACACGUAUUAAAACACAUAUUCUUUUAUUUGCCCUGUGAAAUCUUGAGACAUAUUGCUUGCACCUGUGCUGCUGAUACUUUGCCUAUAUAUCAGUCCCCAUGAAUCUAUACUGAUUUUUUUUAGGUAUAAGAGAGAAUGAAUACAUUCACUGAUUAUUCAGUCAAUUUUGUCUUAUACUAAAGAGAGAAUUGACCGAGUCUGUUUGUUGAUCUUUCUCUUGGCUAUUC